This is a messenger RNA of Pangasianodon hypophthalmus (striped catfish), 6937 nucleotides long. It is a transcript of the gene atp10b, whose product is annotated as ATPase phospholipid transporting 10B. Lineage: Eukaryota; Metazoa; Chordata; Actinopteri; Siluriformes; Pangasiidae. Gene Ontology annotation, molecular function: ATP binding; ATP hydrolysis activity; magnesium ion binding. The transcript has 21 exons. Bases 374 to 4207 code for a protein of 1277 amino acids. Gene Ontology annotation, cellular component: plasma membrane. The record is from RefSeq and is a predicted model, not a curated record. Gene Ontology annotation, biological process: phospholipid translocation.
AUCAUUCCCAUGUUUCAGUAUAACAUGCUGUUUGAAGUAAAUUUCACACACAUGUUUUAGAAUUGUUCAUGAAUUGUACCUUGACAUUUCAGGUCAUUCUCCUUUGUAAGAAUCUUUAAUGGUGAAUGUGAACAUUUGGUCUGUACACACGGCUGUGGUAUGUUGUUCCAACAGCAUGCCUUUGACUCUGACAGACGCCUAAAACAUGCUGAGCAGUCAGGGGAGUUUGACAAGUGUGUUCCGAGAUAUUCUCUCACUUGCUGCUAUUCUUUCUUCCCAGUCUCUCAGUGCCACGUGUCCAAGUGAUAUGGGAGAAGUGUAUGUACGAGGGAAAACAUUUCUGUAGGUUGUGCACCGAGACAGCUGAGACAGCAUGACCUGGUCUAGUGGUCUGGCCUCAGCCUGGGCCUUCUGGACUGGGCAAGGAAGUGGAGACAGCGAUGUGAGGACAUUAGUAUCGAACCUGCUUUACGAGAACCAGAAACAAAAAGAUCAUCCCAACAAGAACUAUGCGGGAAAUGGCGUCAAGACCACAAAAUACAGCAUCUGGUCCUUCAUCCCUAUGAACUUGCUGGAACAAUUCCGCCGGGUAGCCAAUAUUUAUUUCGUGGGCUUGGCGGUGCUAAACUUUAUCCCAGCAGUGAACGCUUUCCAGCCACAGGUGGCCAUCAUUCCCAUUUGUGUCAUUUUGGCUUUGACCGCCAUCAAAGAUGCUUGGGAGGAUUUCAGACGCUACCAGAGUGAUCGUCAGCUCAACAGCAUGCCCUGCCUCGUCUACACCAGGAGCCAGCGGAGCUUUGUGGAGAAAAGAUGGAAGGAUGUACGGGUGGGGGAUUUUGUCCGAGUGCUCGCCAAUGAGAUCGUCCCAGCAGACAUCUUGCUCCUGCACACGUCCAACCCUAAUGGAGUGUGCCACAUGGAGACGGCCAACCUGGAUGGCGAGACCAACCUCAAGCAGAGGAAAGUGGUGCCUGGUUUCUCCAUACUGAAUACUCCAUUUGAACCACUAAACUUCAACAGCACUGUGGUUUGCGAGAAGCCCAACAACAACCUGAACAAUUUCAAUGGCUUUCUAGAAAAAGACAAGAAGAAGACAGGUUUUGACAUUGAGAGCUUAUUACUACGUGGAUGCACUGUCAGAAAUACAGCUCAUGCCUCAGGGAUAGUGGUGUAUGCAGGCCAUGAGUCCAAGUCCAUGCUAAACAAUGACAGGCCGAGGUACAAAUGUAGCAAGCUGGAGAGAAAGAUGAACAAGGAUGUGCUCCUCUGCGUGCUUCUGCUCUUCUGCAUGUGUCUCAUAGGAGCCACGGGUCAUAUCUAUUGGUUGGAGACUUUCCCUAGUAUCCCAAUCUACUUUAUCCCAGAAAGCGAUGGGAGUUUUAUCCAUCCAUUGCGGGCAGGGAUCUACAUGUUCUUUACCAUGAUUAUCCUACUGCAGGUGAUGAUCCCAAUUUCACUCUACCUGUCCAUCGAGCUGGUAAAGAUUGGCCAGGUGUUCUUCAUCACUCAAGAUUUGGACCUGUAUGAUGAGGAGAAAGACACUCGGGUCCAGUGUCGUGCUCUUAAUAUCACAGAGGACCUGGGCCAGAUCCAGCAUGUCUUCUCAGACAAGACAGGGACUCUGACUGAGAAUAAAAUGGUGUUCCGCCGGUGCACUAUAAUGGGAACUGAAUUCCCUCAUGAGGAUAAUGCGACACGAUUGGCCAUUCUGGCAGGGGAGACAGAUCAAGAUGAAGAGGUUAUUUACCAACAGAACAGACAGCCUUCUCUAUUUUCUCUGGAGGAGAUUCAGGAAGGCCCAGCAGGAGGCAGAGUGAACUCCAACACCUUUGCCAGGAGCAGAUUUCACAGGCCAAGGGUCAUAGCAAGAACCCCUGGAAUCCUCGCUUUCAGCAGCCCUCUGGAAACUGAGGUGCUUCCAGACCAGACAUUGCUCCAGCUAGUAAAAGAUGCUGAGUGUGGGAGGAAAAAUGCACACUACCUGGAGUUCUUCCUGGCUUUAGCCAUCUGUAACACUGUAGUGGUUUCAACAAAAGCGGCCCAGAGACAAAGGGCUAAAAGGCGACACAACUCUUCUCACUCUAGUUCGCUCGAGUGCAUGGAGGGCCUGUUGAGUCGAGUAGCAUCUCUUGGGAAGCUGAUCAGAGGCAAGAGAAGCACUUUCCCUGAGCCUGUACCUAUGGACCUCAUUGAAUCUCCUGCCCAUGAUGUCCCCAGCCAUAAUGAAUGCAGGACCAGUUGGGGGAGGGCCCGGACAGGAGGCAAUCUGUCUGUGAUAGAGGAUGUUUGUUAUGAGGCCCAGAGUCCAGACGAAGCAGCUCUGGUGCACGCAGCCAAGGCUUAUGGCUUCACCUUAAAGGAAAGGACACCUGAUCAUGUAAUUGUUCAGCUGCCUCAAGGAACACUGCUGAAGUUUGACGUGCUGGAUGUUUUGGCCUUUGACUCGACUCGGAGGAGGAUGUCCAUAAUAGUCCGUCAUCCUGAAACCAAUGAGAUUGUAAUGUAUACUAAGGGUGCAGACUCUGGCAUCAUGGAGCGACUGCAGAAUUCCUUUGAAGACAAAUCACACCUAAAAAGUGAGAGUAGAAAUAUUGCGUAUAAGACUCAGCAGGACCUUGACAUGUACGCUAGGGAUGGUUUACGGACCUUGUGUUUCACAAGAAAGGUUGUAAGUGAACAGGCUUAUAGGAACUGGUUAGUUAUGAGACAGGAAGCCAUGUCAGCCAUAGAGAGGAAAGAAGAGCUACUCAUGGACACUGCAGCAUACAUGGAAAACAACCUUACACUGCUGGGGGCCACCGGAAUUGAGGACCGUCUUCAAGAAAAUGUUCCAGAAACCAUCCAAGCCCUGAGAGAGGCAGGAAUCAAAGUAUGGGUGCUGACCGGGGACAAACUUGAGACAGCUGUCAACAUUGCCUACUCCUGCAAGCUGCUGGACCAGAAUGACCUGGUGUUCACUUUUAAAAUGGCGAACAAGGAUGUCUGUAGGACCAUGCUGAAUGGAGCUCUGAGUGAAAUACCGCGAUUUCUGGGUGAGAUGCCCAGAAUUGGGUUAGUGAUUGAUGGUCAAACCCUGGGCCUGCUCCUGGAUAAUGAUCUGCAGGCUCAGUUCUUGCAGUUAUGCCAACACAGCCACUCUGUGCUGUGCUGCAGAGCCACACCGCUGCAGAAGGGCAAAGUCGUCACACUGCUGCGUGACAGGCUCAAGGUCACGACUCUUGCUAUAGGUGAUGGUGCCAAUGACGUAAACAUGAUUCAAGCAGCAGAUGUCGGUGUGGGAAUAUCAGGCCAGGAAGGCUUGCAGGCUGUCAUGGCCAGUGACUUUGCAAUAUCUCGCUUCAAACACCUGAAGAAGCUUCUCCUGGUUCAUGGUCACUCCUGUUACACACGGCUGGCAAACAUGAUCAUCUAUUUCUUCUACAAGAAUGUGGCUUACGUCAACCUCCUGUUCUGGUACCAGUUCUUCUGCGGCUUCUCCGGCACGGCCAUGAUUGACUACUGGUUCAUGAUUUUCUUCAACCUCUUCUUCACAUCCACUCCACCCAUCAUGUUUGGCAUCAUGGACAGGGAGGUUUCUGCCCACAUGCUCCUCCACCUGCCUGAACUCUAUAAAAGAGGCCAGCAUGCUGGGGGAUACUGUCGCACCACCUUUUGGAUAGCUAUUCUAGAUGCCUUUUAUCAGAGUCUUGUUUGCUUCUUUGUCCCAUACUGGACAUACAAAGGCUCUGAUAUUGGCAUCUUCUUUUUGGGAACCCCCAUGAACACUGUGUCUUUGUUCACCAUCAUCCUUCAUCUGGCAAUUGAGAUCAAGAGCUGGACAGUGGUGCACUGGGUGAUCAUGGUGGGGAGUGUCUUGAUGUUCUUCAUCGUGACUCUGGCUUUCAGCGCCCUCUGCAUCAGCUGCAAUCCCCCCUCAGACCCAUACUGGAUCAUGCAGCAACAAAUGAAAGACCCUGUUUUCUACCUGGUCUGCAUUUUAACCACAGUUGUAGCACUGUUACCAAGGUUCACACUUCAUGCCCUGACAGGAACGCUAGUGCCCUGUGACCACCUCAAGGCGAGGCAGAUAGACCAACUACCUCCAGACCAACGGGACAUGUGGCUCCGAGAGUGGAGGAGCCUUAAAGCCCUGUGUAGCUCCUACCCCAGCCUGUCCUCCUCCACACGUAAACGCUCAGCUGCUGCUAGAGUCCAGGAUGCAGCUUAGUUCUUCAGCGCUCUCAACAAUAGUGUAAUGUACAGGAGAAUGUGAGCACAAGAACUGGCUUUAGUUUUCAGACUUCCUGAGACACAGAACAUUUGAUAACAAUUUUAUACUUUGGCAAACUUGAACUUUUGCCCAAGGCCAAGUGUGCAAGCGUAACCUUUCAUAGACAAAAGUGAAGAACUCAUGUUUAUGCAAAAAAAAAUACUUUAAUGCAGUGUUAACAACAUUGGGAAUUGGCCUCAGUCAAGGAAAUAACCCGAACAUCUUGGAGUCAUGCUUGUUUAGUGUCUGAAUCUGCUUCCUCCAGCCUCUUCUUCACUAACAAGCCUCAUGGAUUAAAAGUGGAAUUUGACUCCAAGCACAUCUCAGAGGUUCUUUCAAGCUCGGGGAGAAGUCAGACUAUUAUGCUGCACAUUCCACACUGGCCGAUCAAUGCACCACCCACAGUUUCUCAGCAAACACCUCAAAAUGAGCUGAUUUUCUGGACUUGGUGAUUUGAAGUGGCGUUGGCUUCCCUGUGAGAAACCUACUUUCACUGUGAGAAACCUCAUUUGUAUUCAGAGGCGCUUCGAGCUGCUCAUGAAAUAAUUGAGGUUUGCAGAUGUUACAUAAUAUCUUGGUAUUUUCAGUUCAUGAAUCCGUGUUGACAGCAUGCUGGGUUUGACGGUGAGAGACAGAAACACAAGUAUUGCAGCACAAUUUAGAAGCAUCUCUGACUUUUGUCAUAUUACUUGAUUCUUAAUUAUUUAACAUUAGAUUUGACUAGAUUGUGAGUGUGUAAGUGUAUGUGUGUGCAGGAAUACAAACACCACUUAAUUGUAUCUCUGACGUGUCUCUGACGUUCGUCUUUCUUCAAGGAGACAGUGAUGAUCCCAUACAAAUGGCCGCAUAGUGAGAUAAAGCUAAACAAAUCUUGGUCUUCUCUUCCACCUCUCGCUUAAGUGCCCUCUGUAGCUGAAGCUUGCAAUAAAAUGGGUCUAGGAGUGAUUGGAUUUGGAGAGCUCGUUGCAUUUUUAUGUAAUGAUGUCAGAGCCUGGAUGAGUGGACCAUUUUUGCCAUCUUGUGUUAGAUUGUUGAACUGCAAACUGUAUAUAUACUAGAGAGACAGGAGGAAGGGAACAAGAUGGAUGAUGUUUCAAUGUCAGUGGUAUAGCUUUGCAUUAAUAUAUCACAAUGUGUGUUAACAUUGAUCAGUCCAUUAAACCAGUAACCUCAAUACACAUAGUUAUUCUCAUUCUAGUAGAUAUUUAUUUAAUAUAAACUAUAUGGCCAAAAGUUUGCAGACACCUGACCAUCACAUUCAUAUUUGCUUUCUGAAUAACACAUUUCAGAUUUAGUUUCCCUUUGCUGUUGUAAUAACCUCCACUCUCCUAGGAAGGCUUUCUACUAGAUUUUGGAGCGUGGCUGUUGGGGUUUGCCCAUUCAGCCACAAGAGCAUUAGUGAGGUCAGGCACUGAUGUCAGGUGAGAAGGCCUGGGGCACAGUCAGUAUUCUAAUUCAUCCCAAAAGUGUUCAGUGGGGUUGAGGUAAGGGCGUUGUGCAGGACACUCGAGUUCCUCCACACCAACCUUGGCAAACCAUGUCUUCAUGGACCUCAGCUUGUGCACUUGGGCAUUGUCAAGCUGGAACAUGUUUGGGCCUCUUAGUUCCAGUGAAGGUAGAAUUGUAAUGCUACAGCAUACAGAGGCAUUCUAUGUAAUUGUGUGCUUUCAAUUUUGUGGCAACAGUUUGGAGAAGACCCAGACAUGGGAUUGAUGGUCAGGUGUCCAUAAACUUUUGGCCAUAUAGUGAAUAUUUCUGUGAAAUCAAACUGAUUGCUUAGCAAGUGAGACAAAUUUGUUAUGAAACACAUUAUUCAGCAUAAUACUUCAAGAAUAUACAGAAAUAUUAAUAAAAGUACAUAAGACUUGUUUUAUGUAACUCAACUUCAUAGUGGAUUUUAGUAAUUAGUAGUAGUAUGGUUUAGCUGAAUCAAAAAACGGGAUGAAGGAUCAGCUUUUCACUUUCAUAUAAUGAAUUCAAUAUUAUUAUUAUUAUCUUACAUUAGCCCUCAAAAGAAAAUUAUUUUAGCAGGUAUCGGACCAUUUUGUAUCUCUAAACAGACAUAUAUUUAUUAAAUAUGUGGUUACAUUUACAAAAUUAUCUGAUAAAUAAUAAUAAUAAUAAUAAUAAUAAUACUUUUUUUGCAAUAAUUUAAUUUUCAAUACAUGAACUCAAGUAAUCUGAAAAUGGAAAAACAUCAUGUCUGCAUGAAUCAGACAGUAUACAGAUUUCUUUCUGAAAUAUUUGUACUGCUACAGUUAUUUAAGAGCCUACUAGUGAAUCUACCAAAGAAGAAUGAGAUGCCAGUUGCAAACUUCCUGACACAUUUUUUUUUUCCAACAUCAGGACACUCUACUGGCCAAUAUUUGCUUGAGUUUGAAAAAAAUGAUGCCUUGUCAGCAUUGUGCAAGUGCAGUGUUGUAUUAAGUGUGUUGCAUUUACUGCUUCUGGGAGAUUUGGUUAUGUUCGUGCACUUGAAUAACCUAAUUACAGGGCUUAAAUCUAGGUGUCUAUCAAAUUUCUUAAAAUCUGAUAACAAAAAUCCAUUUUUAUAUGAUUUACAUGACCAUUAGAAUAAUCUAGUAAAAAAAUAAUAUAUUAGUAUAAUUAAUGUGAAUGCAAACACAUUCAUUAUACUUCAUAAAAUCUCUCAAACAACACUUUAUGUCUCUCUCUCUUUUUUAUUUA